Messenger RNA from Naumovozyma castellii, 1824 nucleotides. RefSeq lists its product as uncharacterized. The coding region runs from base 1 to 1824 and encodes 607 amino acids. The transcript has a single exon. The record is from RefSeq and is a predicted model, not a curated record. Lineage: Eukaryota; Fungi; Ascomycota; Saccharomycetes; Saccharomycetales; Saccharomycetaceae.
AUGAUGAUGAAUUACACAAGUACCAUAAUACAGAGCAUGCAGAAUUGUACCCUGUUACAAGGACCAUUGGCAGUGCCAAUAUCUGAAUCUGUCUUGAAUCUGACAAGAAGGGAAAAGUUAUUAGGUGGAGCACUUCUCUACAUCCAUUUCCCCUAUUCCUUAAUUACACUAAUAACAUCAUUCAUAAUUUACAGAAUUAUUUCCAUGACACCAUUGAAAUCAAACAUUAAAGGGGUUACGUUACCCAUUUGGUCCAAAGUUUUAUUCCACAUCUCAGCUCUGGUACCAUUGUUAAUAGUCGUAACAACAAUCAUACUGAAUUUACAAACUGGGUGGGAGAUUCCAAUUUUGUCAAGUAAGUCAUUUUUAAGAAGAUUUUUUAUCGCAAUUUCUUGGUCUCGAUGUAUUCAAACAUUUCUUUCGACUACAACAAAUACCAUGCCAUUGAGUGAUAAUGAUUAUAAUCUAUUUGAAUUAUCUAUCCAAUUUCAUUAUAUGACCCUCUUUGAAGACAAGAAUAAAAUAUAUUCAUUAGAUAUAAUGAUGGAAUUGGCAAGCAGAAUAGUGAUUCAUAUCCUGGAACUAUUAAAUUUAAGAUCAUAUUGGUUUAUUUCAAAUACCAUUUUAAGAUUAUCAUUUUUCGUAUAUUUAUUAUCCAAUUUUAACCAAAUUCCAUAUUACUUUAUGAUUAGGGAGUCUACGAAUAUAUUAUCUCUUACCAUAAUCAUAAUAUAUUCUAUAUUUAGUGGUUCAUUAUCUGCCACAUUCAAUUCCAUAAAACACCAAAGAGAGGAUGAGGAAGAUGAGAUGGGAGAGGAGGGGUUUUCGACACAUAUAUUUAAUUUGGCGACGUAUUUCGUAUCUGGCAAUUGCAAAAACGGUACAAUCUCGGUGAAACAGCAUUCUAAGCAUAUUGAGAUAAAUCCGGAAACUAGGAAACAUUCAUACAUUCUAAGUGGUUACUUGAUUCAAAGAAAGACAAACCCUGAAGAUUUUCCCAUUUUAACCAAAAAGAGAAAAAGAAAUUCCAUAUGGACAACUUUAAUAGGGAGAAUAUUAAACACUUUAGACCUUUUGCGUUAUUGCUUCAUAAAACUGAAAACUAGUUUAUCUAGAAGGAAAACCCCCUUUAGAGCAUCAAAUCAGCAAGAACAAUUGCCCAUCAGAUCAAUGGGAGGAAUGGACCUGAAUAAGUUUAUUGAUGAAAGUAAUUAUAGAUUUAUCUUAACUAAGAUGGAUCCAAAACUAUGUUUAUAUGAUCCAGAACUAUACCUCCUCCCUGAAAGUGAUACUUCGCCAGAUUAUAUUCCGGAGGAUAUUGAAUCUAUUUCAGACUCAGAAUUGGAUUUCCAAUGCGAAUCAGACUCUGGAUGCGAACAUGAAAUUCAGGUGGUUAAAGAAACAGACCAUGAUGAGCUUUUAGAUUUAUUGUUUUCAGAGCCUAUUGCUGACCCAAAAUGGUAUUUAUCAAUAUGGUCCAUCUUAACGACGAACAAAUCAUUAGGCGAUACUAAUAGAUUAACAAGGCUGCAGUAUAGUAAAUUAAAUCAAAAGGAAAUUCUUCAAAGUGUUAUUUUUCAAAUGAGAAACAAGAAUAAUGAUAAUGAUAAUAAUGACGAUACACAUUCAUUUGUUAUGGAUGACGAUGAACUCGAGUUAAAGUGUUUGGUUUGUGAAAAACAUAAUAGGAAUAUUGUGCUAUGGCCAUGUAAAUGUCUUGCCAUAUGCGAACACUGUAGGGUAACAUUAGGAUCAAGGGGCUUUAAAUCUUGCGUUUCAUGUUCUACUGAUGUUGAAAGUUAUACAAAACUGAACAUAGUAUGA